AUGGGUCAGAACGCAAUUAAGCGUUGGAUUCUAAGUCACGGCUGGCAACAGGCUUCAUACCUGCACGAACCAGGACGCGGGCCUGAGAAUGGCCUAGUUGGCUUCUGGUGCGAUGCCCUGGAGCGGAUUGCGCAAAGUGAUGCGCAAUUCGCGAAUACAUUUGGUCGACGCUUUCACCGAUUCCCAGUCCCGACCACCCCUGGUUCCGGCCGUCGUUCUCGUCGACCGAAUGUCACUGCUCCACCAAUCCCGUUCCCAGGGUUUGGAUCCCCUAGUCACCAGGAAAGCACCCCUGCAAGUCCCUCUUCCCAGCAGACUUGUGGAAAUGAACACGAGGGCGAGGGGGACUUGGAGAACUUGGUCGUAAGAUAUAUUAUGAAAUGGGAGAAGCUCGUCAUUCUUAUCAGAUGCUUUGAGGUCAGAUUUGGAGAGGCUGCCGAGUGUAUCAGCUUCCUUCGUACUCAGUUUUCUCGUAGACAGGCUAUCUUCCUCUGGUGA
Molecule: messenger RNA, 498 nt
Organism: Penicillium vulpinum
Lineage: Eukaryota; Fungi; Ascomycota; Eurotiomycetes; Eurotiales; Aspergillaceae
Exons: 3
Coding region: 1-498 (165 amino acids)
Source: RefSeq, a predicted model, not a curated record